Camelina sativa (false flax) is the source of this 961-nucleotide messenger RNA. The record is from RefSeq and is a predicted model, not a curated record. NCBI's taxonomy places the organism in Eukaryota, Viridiplantae, Streptophyta, Magnoliopsida, Brassicales, Brassicaceae.
GUCCGUAAUUACAAAAAAGCGAAGAGGGUAUUAACGUAACUCACCAAGAAGACGAGAAAGUGGGGAUGGUGGAAGGAGAGAUGAUAAGAGAUGGUAACGCGUCUCUAUGAGGCCCAUCCAUAUUCUCUCCCCCCAUUUCAUCUCUCUCUCUCUCUCUCUUCCUCUUUCCUCCUUAAUUCGAUCUGUGAACUCGCCGGAGGAAGGAGCGCUAAAGCAAAGGAGAGAGAGAUUCAAUAAAGACCGAUGGCGCAGAGAACGGAGAAGGAAGAGACGGAGUUCAAAGUACUCGAAACCUUGACGACGACGACGACACCAACAACAACGGCGGCGACGCUAUGUACCAAUAACUGCGGCGUUACAGCGAAUCCAGCGACCAACAACAUGUGUCAGAAAUGUUUCAACGCUUCCCUCGUUUCGACGGGUGUUGUUGUCGUUGAUUCCGGUUCUUCGGUCUUGAAGAGACCGGCUAGAUCCGUUAACCUCAGGUCGUCGCCAGCUAAAGUCGUGAUUCGUCCACGAGAGAUCGAUGCGGUUAAGAGAGAUCAACAGAUCGUUAACCGAUGUUCCGGUUGUCGGAAAAAAAAAAAAAAAAAACUUGUGGUGGCCGGUGGUUCAAAAAGCUCCGAUCUAUUAACGAUGGGAACAAGAGAUGCUCGGAGAGACAUCGAUUUGAUUGAUAGGUGGUGGCUGUGUUGUAAAAACGAAAGAUCAGAGAGAGAGAUUCCUCCCUCCCUCCUCUGUUCAAUCAAAAUCUGAACCUCAUUUUUUUCCUUUUUUUUUUUUUAAUUUAAUUCGCUUAAUUAUAUUAGUGAAUGAUUAUUAUUAUUAUUAUCGUUUUACCGAUUCAUGAAUUUGCUUUCUUUCGAAUGUACUAUGAUCCCUCUUGAUGAUCAUCGAGAAAUGUGUAUGUAGUGAAAAAAGGAUUCGGUAGAAACGAAAAGGGGUGCUUUGGUCAUUUUUA